Molecule: messenger RNA, 732 nt
Organism: Pyrus x bretschneideri (Chinese white pear)
Lineage: Eukaryota; Viridiplantae; Streptophyta; Magnoliopsida; Rosales; Rosaceae
Product: 40S ribosomal protein S20-2
Exons: 4
Coding region: 187-555 (122 amino acids)
Biological process (GO): translation
Cellular component (GO): ribosome; cytosolic small ribosomal subunit
Molecular function (GO): RNA binding; structural constituent of ribosome
Source: RefSeq, a predicted model, not a curated record
GCCUUAAAAGUCUUCAACCCGACCCGUCCUCCUGUCAGACAUGGCAAAAACCCUAAUGCCCCCUUUAUAAUCUCUCACAAACACUGCCUCCUUCCUCCCAUCGCUCAGAGAGACGUCCCGCAGCCCCGCAGCGCCAUCCUCACCCCCGAAGCCACCAAGGAAAGCGAAGAGUUAGAUUGAAGAAAAAUGGCGUACGCAGCGAUGAAACCAACGAAGCCGGGACUGGAGGAGUCACAGGAGCAGAUCCACAAGAUCAGGAUCACUCUUUCCUCCAAGAACGUCAAGAAUCUCGAGAAAGUUUGCACUGAUCUGGUUCGUGGUGCCAAGGACAAGCGCCUGAGGGUGAAGGGACCCGUUAGGAUGCCAACCAAGGUUCUGAACAUUACCACCAGGAAGUCCCCUUGCGGUGAAGGUACCAACACAUGGGAUAGAUUUGAGUUGCGUGUCCACAAGAGGGUUAUCGACCUGUUCAGCUCACCCGAUGUUGUCAAGCAAAUUACUUCCAUCACAAUUGAACCUGGCGUCGAAGUGGAGGUUACUAUCGCCGACUCUUAAACUGUCUACCCGUUUCAGAGUAGCUUUCCUAGUUAUUUGGAUAAUGAGCUUGUCUGUUCUAUUUUAAUUUUUGUUUUAAAGACUUUGUAGCGUUUGCAAUUUCUUGAGCUGAGAUUUUGGUAUGGAUAUGCACACCGGAGCCUAUUUCAUCAUUUAAUAGAAGUACUUUUUGCAAGA